CGAGGGUAUUUUAUUUGACACGUACUUGGUGUCCAUGCAUUUUAACCGUUCGAAUGCGGCAACAUUUUUGAUCCAUUCGUCCUACGAAAAUGCCGCCAAAGAAGAAGGAAGAAGCCCCCAAGGUGUACCUCGGCCGUCCCACGAACAACGUGAAGAUUGGUAUCGUUGGCUUGCCUAACGUUGGCAAGUCCACGUUCUUCAACACGGUGUCCAAGCUGAACAUUCCCGCGGAAAACUUUCCUUUUUGCACGAUUGAGCCAAACCAGGCCAUGAUCCCAGUACCCGAUCAGCGCUUCACGUGGUUGUGCGAAAAGUACAAGCCCGCGUCGGAAGUCCCGCCUGUCCUUGCGAUCACGGAUAUCGCCGGGUUGGUCAAGGGUGCCGCCGAAGGCGCCGGUCUCGGUAAUGCCUUUUUGUCGCACAUUCAAGCUGUUGAUGCAAUCUACCACAUGGUUCGCGCUUUCGACUCGAAGGACGUGACUCACGUCGAAGGCAACGUCGACCCCGUGCGCGACAUGGAAAUCAUCUUGCACGAGCUCCGCCUUAAGGAUAUUGACCGCGUGAGCAAGCAAGCCGAAGGCAUGCGCAAAAAUGUCGAACGCGGUCUCGGUGGCAAGGAGAAGAAGAUGGAGUACGAAGCGUUAUUGAAGGCAUUGGAGUGGCUCCAAUCCGGGAAGGACAUCUCGUUCGGCCAGUGGAGUGCUUUUGAAGUGGACAUCUUGAAUACGUUGCAGCUCUUGACUGCCAAGCCUGUCGUGUUCCUUGUGAACGUAAGCAAGAAAGACUACCUCCGCAAGGGCAACAAGUACCUCCCUGCUAUCGCCGAAUUUGUCGCGGCGCGUGGCGGUAACGAGACGGUCUUGCCCAUCUCGUGCGAAUUUGAAAUGGAAAUGGUUGACUUGGACAUUUCCGGCCAAGGCGAUGCCUACCGCGAGGCGAACCCGACGCACAAGAGCGUGCUGAACCGAGUCAUCCGUCUCGGGUAUCACGCGCUUGGACUCAUUCACUUUUUCACGGCCGGUAAAGACGAAGUCCGUGGGUGGACGUUGCGUAAGGGACGCAAGGCGCCUCAGGCUGCCGGUGUUAUCCAUUCGGAUUUCGAAAAGGGAUUCAUCAUGGCGGAAGUCCAGUCCUUUGCCGACCUCAAAGAAUGUACGACUGCGAUCUGUGCUGACGGAGAAGUUGAGUUUUCGUGCUUCUUGUAGAUGGAUCGGAAGAAGCGGUGAAGAAGGCGGGCAAGUUGAAGCAACAGGGCAAGAACUACGAAAUCGAAGACGGCGACAUCAUUUUCUUCAAGUUCAACAACUAAGCAACAGCUCUCGAGUUGCUCUCGAACGCAUCUCUCCAUUUUAUUUUGUUGCAAGCAAUGUCCCGUUGAAAUAUUAUUCCAAUAUUCGGCGAAUUCGCUUGGUUCUUAUUCG
Messenger RNA from Aphanomyces invadans, 1421 nucleotides. Its product is annotated as GTP-binding protein YchF, variant. Bases 90 to 1205 code for a protein of 371 amino acids. NCBI's taxonomy places the organism in Eukaryota, Oomycota, Saprolegniomycetes, Saprolegniales, Verrucalvaceae. Gene Ontology annotation, cellular component: cytoplasm. Gene Ontology annotation, molecular function: ATP binding; GTP binding; ATP hydrolysis activity. The record is from RefSeq and is a predicted model, not a curated record. The transcript has 3 exons.